Ogataea angusta is the source of this 2211-nucleotide messenger RNA. RefSeq lists its product as uncharacterized. The coding region runs from base 1 to 2211 and encodes 736 amino acids. Gene Ontology annotation, biological process: protein O-linked glycosylation via mannose. Gene Ontology annotation, molecular function: dolichyl-phosphate-mannose-protein mannosyltransferase activity. Gene Ontology annotation, cellular component: endoplasmic reticulum; membrane. The record is from RefSeq and is a predicted model, not a curated record. NCBI's taxonomy places the organism in Eukaryota, Fungi, Ascomycota, Pichiomycetes, Pichiales, Pichiaceae. The transcript has a single exon.
AUGGUGCCUACGCAAUCUAAAAAAGACACCAUUUCCGACCAGGAGGUGAAGGAGAAGCUUGUGGAGCUGGCGACCCCGGCUCCAGAGCCUCAGCUGCCUCCCGUCCAGGACUUUAACUGGCGCAAAGUCGAGGCUGUUGUUGCGCCAAUUCUCUUCACUUUCGUGUCGUUCUUCGUCAGAAUGUACAAAAUCGGCAUCAACAGCAACGUCGUCUGGGACGAGGCCCAUUUUGGCAAAUUCGGCUCGUACUACCUCAGACACGAGUUCUACCACGACGUCCAUCCUCCAUUGGGCAAGAUGCUAGUGGGACUCUCUGGCUAUCUGGCAGGGUAUAACGGGUCUUGGGAUUUCCCGUCCGGCCAGGAGUACCCUGAGUACAUCGAUUACGUCAAGAUGAGACUAUUCAACGCCACGUUCAGCUCUCUGUGUGUCCCCUUUGCCUACUUCACCAUGAAAGAGCUGGGCUUCGAUCUCAAGACUGUCUGGCUCUUCACUUUAAUGGUCACCCUCGAAACCUCAUACACCACCCUGGGCCGCUUCAUUCUGCUAGACUCCAUGCUCCUGUUCUUCACAGUGGCCACCGUCUUCAGCAUGGCCAGAUUCCACAACCAGAACAGAGACGAGGCCAACUCGUUUUCCCGCAAAUGGUGGAAAUGGCUUCUGUUGACGGGUAUCUGCAUUGGCUGCACCUGCUCCGUCAAGAUGGUGGGUCUGUUUGUGACAGCUUUGGUCGGCAUCUACACCAUGGUGGAUCUGUGGGUCAAGUUUGGCGAGCUACGUACCACCAUGCCACUCAAACGCUACUUCUACCACUGGGUCGCCAGAAUCGUGGCACUCAUCAUUGUUCCCUUUACCGUCUUCGUGGUGUGCUUCAAAGUCCACUUUGACCUGCUUUUCGGUUCUGGCCCAGGUGACGCCAACAUGUCGUCGCUGUUCCAGGCCAACCUGCUCGGCUCGGAACUGCAGUCCGGUCCAAGAGACGUCAUGACCCUCAAUUCUGUGGUCACCAUCAAGAACCAGGGCCUUACCGGUGGCCUCCUGCACUCUCAUAUCCAGACGUAUCCUGAAGGCUCCAACCAGCAACAGGUCACCACCUACUCGCACAAGGACUCCAACAAUGACUGGGUGUUCGAGCUUGUGAGAGAAGACCCUAGAAACGAGUUCACCGAGCCUCAUUACGUGGUGGACGGCAUGUCCGUCAGAUUAAUUCACAAAUCGACCGGCAGAAAUUUGCACACCCACCAGAUCCCUGCUCCCGUGUCUAGUUCACACUACGAGGUGUCUGGAUACGGAAACCUGACAGUUGGAGACUUCAAGGACAACUGGGUCGUCGAAGUGGUGGACCAGUACGGAACAGAGGACAAGCUUAGACUACACCCAUUGACGACCUCGUUCAGACUUAGAUCCGAGGCUUUGGGCUGCUACCUGGCUUCUUCCGGAAUCGCGCUGCCUCAAUGGGGAUUCCGCCAGGGCGAGGUCAUGUGCAUGAAGAAUCCGUUCAAGAGAGACAAGCGGACCUGGUGGAACAUAGAGAACCACAGCAACCCUGAGCUUCCUAAUCCUCCAGAAGACUUCAAGCUGCCGAAGACAUCUUUUCUGAAAGACUUCAUCCAGCUCAACAUCGCCAUGAUGGCCACCAACAACGCUUUGGUGCCGGACCCAGAGAAACAAGACGAUUUGGCCUCGAAUGCUUGGCAAUGGCCUACCCUUCAUGUUGGUAUCAGACUGUGCGGCUGGGGCGACGACAACGUGAAAUACUUCCUGAUUGGCUCUCCGGCCACUACCUGGACCUCCUCUGUUGCCAUUGUUGUCUUUGUUAUUAUGGUGGUGCGCUACCUCUUGAGAUGGCAACGCCAAAUCAACGAUUUCGAAGGACAGCCCAAAAAGGCCGAUCUGUUUGUGAUGGGAGGUCUGUAUCCGUUUUUGGGAUGGCUUCUGCAUUAUCUUCCAUUCUGUAUCAUGGGUAGAGUGACGUACGUUCACCACUACCUUCCAGCACUCUAUUUUGCCAUGAUUGUCUACUGCUACACGGUCUACAGACUGGCUGAGAAGCUGAACCGUUGGGCAGCCGGCGCCUUGUACAUUUUCCUUUACGCUCUUGUGAUUGGAUGGUUUAUCUUCCUCUUGCCAGUCACAUUUGGUAUGGACGGGCCAAGCGCGAACUACAAAUACCUCAAUGUCCUAAAAUCAUGGAGGGUUGCAGACGACUAG